GUUUCCGGUAGCGGAAGCAGAUUUCCCAGCCCGGAAGCGAAUGCGAAGCAAACAUGGCGUCUGCAGUGCUUGCCCUGAGGACGAGGGCAGAAGCCCUUUUCAGCCCCAAGACAGCUACCGCUCUGGCAGUCAGAUAUGCGUCCAAGAAGACAGGUGGCAGCUCCAAGAACCUGGGUGGGAAGUCACGAGGCAAACACUAUGGCAUCAAGAAAAUAGAAGGUCACUAUGUUCAUGCUGGUAACAUCCUUGGCACUCAGCGUCAGUUUCGAUGGCACCCAGGCGCCCAUGUGGGACUUGGGAGGAACAAGUGCCUCUAUGCCCUGGAGGAGGGGAUAGUCCGCUACACCAAAGACGUCUACGUGCCCAAUCCCAACAACUCGGAAGCUGUGGAUCUGGUCACCAGUCUGCCCAGGGGAGCUGUGCUCUACAAGACUUUUGUCCACGUGGUUCCUGCCAAACCUGAGGGGACCUUCAAACUGGUAGCCAUGCUUUGAAGUCCCUUUGAGACCACUGGGUGGGGACUGGAGCCAGGUCACAGGAACGUGAUACAGGGAGUCAAGGGCCAGAUUGAGGACAUGGUCCCCAGAGAAGAGGCCUUGGAUGGUGACUGCUGGAGACCCUUUGGUAGCGCUGACGUGAGCAUCAAUAAAGCUCGCUGGAGCCCUG
This is a messenger RNA of Myodes glareolus (Bank vole), 666 nucleotides long. RefSeq names its product mitochondrial ribosomal protein L27 (gene Mrpl27). NCBI's taxonomy places the organism in Eukaryota, Metazoa, Chordata, Mammalia, Rodentia, Cricetidae. Gene Ontology annotation, biological process: translation. Gene Ontology annotation, cellular component: mitochondrial large ribosomal subunit; ribosome. Gene Ontology annotation, molecular function: structural constituent of ribosome. The record is from RefSeq and is a predicted model, not a curated record.